Myripristis murdjan (pinecone soldierfish) is the source of this 611-nucleotide messenger RNA. RefSeq names its product PCNA clamp associated factor (gene pclaf). Gene Ontology annotation, molecular function: chromatin binding. Bases 111 to 461 code for a protein of 116 amino acids. NCBI's taxonomy places the organism in Eukaryota, Metazoa, Chordata, Actinopteri, Holocentriformes, Holocentridae. The transcript has 4 exons. Gene Ontology annotation, biological process: regulation of cell cycle; translesion synthesis. Gene Ontology annotation, cellular component: nucleus. The record is from RefSeq and is a predicted model, not a curated record.
CCCCUCCGUCGACGCCGCUGCACUUCUCCCAUUUUAAAUCCAGGCGGGAGCUCAGUCUGUCUCGGCCGGUCUAGUCGGAGCUGCACAAAACUUUACACUUCGGUACCAAGAUGGUGAGAACAAAAGCCGACAGCGUCCCCGCAACAUACAGAAAAGCUGUUGCAGCUUCUGCACCCAGGAAGUCCCUGGGCUCCAGCUCAUCCAACUCCGCCCCCAGCAGUCAGGCCUCCACGCCUGCAAAGAACAAAUAUGCUGGUGGUAACCCAGUGUGUCCCCGGCCCACCCCAACCUGGCAGAAGGGCAUCGGGGACUUCUUCGGCGGUCCCGGUAGGAAGCCCGAGAAGGAGAACCAGGCGCCUCUGGUGGAGGAUGACGAGGAGGCCGGAGGCAGCGGGGUGUCAAAGACCACCAAGAAGUCCAAACCACUGCCUCCUGAGGAUGAGGAGGAGGAAGAUGAAUGAAUUUUAUUUUCCACAGUGUUCCUGUUUGUCCUGUUGCCCGAAAUGACUGAAUGGACUUAGUGGCAUUUUUUUCCCCUGUAAAUCUGUAUAUAUUUCCUGAUGAAUUCAAUUUUGUAUAGAAUUUCAUUAAACCUUUUUUUAUUCUUUUAA